CCGGCCUUCUGAGUUGUCUUGGACCCUCUCUCUCUCUCUCUCGGCUACUCUUCGUCCUUCUUUUUCUUCCUCUCAUUCGCGGCUCUAUUUAUCUUCACUUGGUCGUUCCUGCCGUCUUGAGUUCAUUGGACUUCUCGUUCAAGAUAUACAUAAACUUAUUUAUUCUCGGUCUGUUCCGGCCUCCAUCCCCGCAUUCCUUUAUCAAAAAAAAAGUCUGUUCUCGCAGAGAUCAGCCGACAUCUUCCGACCGAAUCCGAAGCAGUGCUCCGAGUAGAGGGGAGGGGGAUUAGAUGGCCAAUCGCAACAAGAGCUCGAUGCGGAGGAGGACGCUUCUAAGCGUGCUAAUCCUGAUGACGACGACGACGAUGAGUAUGAUUGAAGAAGGCGAAGAGAGGGUGCCCCACAACCGGACCUACACGCUGCAGAAACGCGGGGGAGGAUUGAAUGUGAUGGGCGCCUUGGGAGCCGGGACCGGGUUCAGUGGGGGCGGCUCAAAGAGUCUCAAGGAUCCCUGCGGAUACAUCGAGUUGACUCCCGACAAUUGGCAGGACUUGGGCAUCGAUGAGUAUCUUGCUAAUUACCCUAACGGCGAUAAACUCACCCUUCAGGAAUUCGCGGCUGAAUUGAACGUGCCUAACUUUUAUUGCGGAGUGGGAAUGCAAUGUUCAGCUGGCCAGCUGUGCAGUCCAGCGGUAGGGAUCAACUGGAUAAUCUUGUAUGCGAUCCAAGAAUGGAGUAACUUUAUGAACAGUCUUUAUAAAGCGGUGGAGCAUGCAGUCACUUUAGUCAAGGAUGCAGCGUCAUCCAUCGUUUCUGAUUUUACGAGCCUGAUCCCGCCGAAUGACCAGCUUUACGGCUGGACGGUUGCCGACAUAGUGUGUGGGGUGUUAGGGAGUAUCUCAGCGAUCGCGGUGCCGGCGUUUAUCCCAGCGGAUUCGCUGCAAGUAGCGAUGGCCGACCUGGCCGUUGCGCCGGCAUUUCUGGCCACGCCGGAGCUGGGGAUCGGCCGGGACAAGGAUUCGCCGCGGGAGGGACAGAAGGCCUAUGAUGCCGCCGGGGCGGCCUUGGAUGCCCGCAAUUACAAGGCCUUCGAGAAGAUCCAGACCGAGAAAGAUGAGCAGGUCAUCCAGGACUUCUUCCAUCCCCCCUCCUCCUUGUUGCUCACCAAUGGUCCACCUAAAGCUCCCUCUGACCCGGCCUCAAAGGAACCCAUCUUUCAUCUCCAAAUGCCCGAGAGUCCAAGAGAUAAUAGUCAUCCUGAUUCUCCUUUCGUCGAGAGCCCUCCUCCUAGUCCAAACGCUCAACCCGGCUCCUCUCCCUUCGCCCCUAAUCCUCCUCAAAGUCCUCGCUAUCCUGGUCCGGCUGGCGCAGAUUCAACUCCUCCUCAAAAUCCUAAGAAUGACCAGCAAAACCCGCAGACUCAUCAGAGACAACGUCGGUCACUUAUCAAACAUAAGGAGGGCCAUUCUAGUUCAUACGCUUAUACGCGAUAUGCAUACCUAGAAUCGCGGCUAAGCUCGAUCCAAAACCGGAUCCAAAGCUACAUUGCGGUGAACUUCAAGAUGGCGACGAUGGCGCCGAUCUUGGCCAAGGGCGGGCUGGCGGAGAUCCUCCAGGGCGGCGCCUAUCUCAACCCUAAUCCCAACGAGAACGAGCUCCAGGAAGGCGGGAAGGCGUUGGCGCAGAUCACCGCUCUUGCUCAGUUGUUCCAAAGUCUCAAAAUCUUCGUCGCUAUAGGAAGUGCUGAAUGCAAGGCGGGAGGCCCAAAUGGGGCCUGGAACAAGAAAGAUGAGCUCUCCUAUUGCACGCCGGAUGGCCUGAUGAUGAACAUCGUCCAAUCAUCGCAGACCGGAUUGGUGAUCGCCAUGCCUAAUGCCCAUUUGCUGAACGAGAAAUACGGCUAUACCACCGAAUUCUUGGCCCGGUCGGCUUGGGAAUGUCAAAAGAAAUACGGCGUUUACACUAAUUCAACGGCGCCUCCUCCGGUCAACAUGCGUUCGGAUUGUAUCUUCCCGCUGGCCGUGUGUGAUUGCACUUUACCUGAUGUGUCGAAGGUCUUCAAGGGAAAGAAUAAGAACCUUAUCAAAGCCUGUCGGGAGGUCGCCAACUUACCCAUUUAAUUCUUUUAUCGGCUAUCGGAUAUCACAAAUCCUCUCUCUCUCUCUUUUGUCUUUCUUUCUCACUCUCAAUUUGUUUUUUUUUGUUCUUCUUUCUUUCUUUUUAUUUGAAUAGAUGUGUUUUAUCUUCAUUUUUUUUGUCGAGUUUUUUUUUUUUUUUAAAGUUACGAAAUGAAUGGCUAAAUAACACACCGAGAA
Molecule: messenger RNA, 2315 nt
Organism: Puccinia graminis f. sp. tritici CRL 75-36-700-3
Lineage: Eukaryota; Fungi; Basidiomycota; Pucciniomycetes; Pucciniales; Pucciniaceae
Exons: 11
Coding region: 291-2120 (609 amino acids)
Source: RefSeq, a predicted model, not a curated record